GCUCAAUCUCAUACAUCAAUCCUCUUUGUCGGCCUUGCACCCAGACAGAAGCCCCUCCCCGCUCCACUUCCACCUCCUCCCGUUUCUUCACCCUCUCAAGUUUUAUUUAUUCAAGUUGGACAACUCGAUACCGGUGCCCACUCCCCCCACCGCCUCGACACCCACUUUGCCGCUCGCAACCCUUCACCCCCCAAUACACCAGUCACCAUUACCUCCACAAUUUCCUCUGUCCCUCCGUACCACCCCACCUGGGCCGCCGGUGCGACUGGCAUGAGAGACAUGAACAUCAUCAUACCAUCUUUCCUCCCAGGUACGACACAAACCAGCCCGACCAAGGCGACCUCGGGCAUCUCAAACGGCCAGCGGCAGCGAGCAUCAACGGCGUGCCUUCAGUGUCGCCGUCUGAAAUCGCGCUGCAAGCGUGGGCCUGACCCCACCAAGCCGUGCGAGCGCUGCACGUCGCUGGGCACAGAGUGCGAGGUGGUCAAGAGCCGCAGAGGACGCGUCUUGGGUUCCCGCAACAAGCGGACUGGGCUUGAAAAGUCGCUGGCGCACGUUCAGGCGGCGCUCGACAGGAUACGUGAGGAGGCGGACCAGUUCAAGACAACGGGAGCGCCAAAUCUACCUGGUGGCCCUGAGACAAAGCCAGCCCCGCCGCCUCCGGCGGUCAUGCCCAACCUCGCCGGCCUCAAACGACGUCACUCGGAGAGCGAAAUUGACGACGAGGGCGACGACGACGAGGGGAACAGUUCACCGGAGAGCAGCAAGCGCCAGAUGCUUGAGGGUGACCAGGCCAUGGAGGGCGACUAUGAUGGCAUUGACGACGCGCCUGUGCUUGCAGUCGACGAGCUCCCGCUCGAGUCGACGAGGCCAUCCCCCGAACCCGAGCUGCCAAAGAAGGAGGAAACCGACCACCCCCUCGGGCUUCUCUCAAACGUCGGUAGCAGUGCCCUGCGCCUGAGUGUGGGCACACUUCCCGAAACCCCUUCGUUCCAGAUUACACCUGAUAGCGGCAUCGAUUUCGCCAGCAGCACCGGUGUGCCCACUGAUGGGCAGCGUCAAGUGCUGCCUGGUUGGACCCGCGCGCAGCUGCAGCGAGCCGCAAACACCAGGAGCGCCUACUUCCGCCACCGGCCCGGAGCCGUCAAGCGCGACGUCUCACCCCUCCUCGACCCCAUCACGCGCCGCUUCGUGACCGAGGAGCGCGCCGAGUGGCUCCUGCAGCAGUGGCACGUCCACUGGGAGCCGCAGAUGGGCUCGCUCGACCCCAAGAUCUACACCCUCGCAGCGAUGCGGUCGCGCUCCGCGCUCCUCACGACAUCCGUCCUGGCUACUGUGGCCAUGAUGACCGAGUUCCCCGGCUCCAGGGAGCUCGCCCUCGUGCUGUACAAGCACGCGCAGAGCCUGGUCGUGACCAUUGUGUCGCGAAACGCCAAAUCCACCGAGAUUGUCAAGGCCCUCAUGAUCCUCUCGCUCUUCCCCCGCUGCCCCGAGCGUCUGGUCGACGACCGCGCCCGCACCCUCAUCUCGUUUGCUGUCAACAUGGCCCUCGAUCUUGGCCUCAAUCGGGAGCGACCAUGCCACGAGCAGGACGAGAUUUCUCAGCGCUGGCACAGGGACAAGCUUCGUGCAUGGUAUGCUGUGAUUAUCCAAGACCGCUCCAUGGCGGCAUUCUCGGGCAAGCCGACCAUGAUCAAAACAGACGUCGAUAUGGCAGAGAUGAUGCGCUGGCUCGACAGCCCGUAUGCCAGCCAAACCGACCGCAUGCUCAUUGGCUACAUCGAGCUACGCUUGAUCGAGCGGGAUGCCCGCGAGAGACUUGCAAAGGCCACGCGACCCUACAUGGUCGACAGCAUUAGGCUCAGCGCAGAGGUCAUGCUUGACGGUUGGGUGCGCACAUGGGUCACCCCCCAGAUGAUGGCAGAAACGCCUCUAUCUGGCAACGCCAUGCGCUUCCUUGCCCACCACGUCCACCUGCUCAUCACGACGGCCUCUGAUGCACCCAAGUCGGAACUGCUGGAAAUCGCCCGCUCCUCGAUCGAGUUCACAUAUGCUGAGAUUGGCCCUGAGCUGCGUUACAUCUGCCGCACAAUCAUUGGCAUGAUUACCUGGUCAGCUGUGCUUUUGAUGAGGCUUGCACCCGAGGAGAACUCGAACCUCGUACGCGACCUCGCACUGUUGAUGGCACCAUAUGGCGACGGGCGAUUCGAAACCUAUCCCCAGUUCUACGGCUCGUUCCUGCUGAGCCUCGUGUUUGACACGCCGGCCCUGUCACCAACAUCGACAACGUUCAGCGCACCGGCUUCGGCCCGCCCCAGCAUUGCCCGCCAGCCCGGAUACACCAUGAGCCACCCAUACGACCCCAACGGGCACGACGCCAAGCACCCCGAGGGCAUGGCCAUGCCUAUGGGUAUGCCGCCCGGGUCAGCACCGGGCAUGCCAAUGCCUAUGGGCGUCGACACAUCACCCAUGACCACCUCGUCGGGCCACAUGGUGACCCGCCCCUCAAGUGGGCAGGCGCCGAUGUGGGGCGAGGUGGGCGGCGACACGCUGCAGCUGCAGAUGCUGCUCGGGUUGGAGAACUCUACGGGGAUCGAGCUCCCAUGGGACGUGCCACCGCACGCCAACACGACCAGCGAUACCGGUGUGGUCGUGAGCCCACCGCUCGAGUGGCUGUUCAACGACGCCGGUGGCGUGCAAAACGGCAUGGACGGCUCGCACAUGCCGUCUGGGCCGAUGGGCACAGACGAGGUGCUUUGGGGCUACGGCCUCGAGUGGGGAGGCAACCGUGUCGGCGCCGAACAGGAAGGAUGGCCCGGGCCUGGUGCGCAGGGAUAUUAA
Messenger RNA from Vanrija pseudolonga, 2841 nucleotides. Its product is annotated as Protein priB. Bases 271 to 2841 code for a protein of 856 amino acids. Gene Ontology annotation, cellular component: nucleus. The transcript has 7 exons. Gene Ontology annotation, molecular function: DNA-binding transcription factor activity, RNA polymerase II-specific; transcription cis-regulatory region binding; zinc ion binding. Lineage: Eukaryota; Fungi; Basidiomycota; Tremellomycetes; Trichosporonales; Trichosporonaceae. Gene Ontology annotation, biological process: regulation of DNA-templated transcription; DNA-templated transcription. The record is from RefSeq and is a predicted model, not a curated record.